Messenger RNA from Fusarium graminearum PH-1, 1698 nucleotides. RefSeq lists its product as uncharacterized. The transcript has a single exon. Gene Ontology annotation, molecular function: catalytic activity. The record is from RefSeq and is a predicted model, not a curated record. The coding region runs from base 1 to 1698 and encodes 565 amino acids. NCBI's taxonomy places the organism in Eukaryota, Fungi, Ascomycota, Sordariomycetes, Hypocreales, Nectriaceae.
AUGAUCAACGAAAGCGCUGAAACUUACGGCCCAGGAACCGUCGUUGAUACGGAGUUCCAGCCCCUUCCCAAGGAGUGCGAGAGAAUACUUCGAUUGCUCGCCUCCAGAACACCGGGAUUUACUCAAGAUGACGAUCUCCUCAACGGUGUCCAUUUCCACGGCCAGGACCUACCCUGUAUUCCUGGACCCAUCAAGUCCCAAGCCGUCACCGCAGUCCUCCAUGCCAUGGUUGGCAUUGUUGGUUUAGAGAUUCUUCACCUUCGUGGGAUCACAGACAGCAAGACGGUUCAUAUCGAUACCGAUCACGCAGGUCUUUACCCGGCUACUGCAGCUCUCGUCAACAUUGACGGUAUCACUGGCCCUCCCGUCAUCAAACUCCCCACAGUUCCCCAAUGGGACAAAGAUCGUGCUUCCAAUUCUCCUCUGGUAUAUCGCGCCACAGCGAUCUACGAGACAGCUGACAAGGGCGUUUGGUACCAGCUUCAUGGAUCGCUCGAUUCGUGGAAGAUGCUUGCUCUGAUUGGCAUCACCAAAGAUCUCGACGAGAAGAUCCGCACCAAUGAAGAAGCGUAUGCGCUCAUCCAAGAACGUGUUCGCGCAUAUCGUGCUCGCGAAAUUGAGCAGCUCAUGGUUGAAAAGGGUCUUUCUGGAUCCAUUGUUUACUCACCUGCGGGAUGGCGUGAGACUGAGAUGGGCAAGUCCUUGUCACGACACCCUCUUAUCAACUACACGCAGCAGACUCAGACCGCACCCUGCCCGUUUCCCGAGUUGGCUGAUAAGCGACCUUUGGCUGGUAUCAAAGUAGUCGAGUUGACUCGCAUCAUCGCCGGAGCCGCCGCCGGUGCUGCCCUCGCCUCUCUCGGUGCUGAAGUCAUCCGUGUCAACUCAUCCAAGCUCAAGGAUUACACCCCCGCUCAGCCCUCAGCUCUCAUGGCGGGUAAAACAACCAUCGACCUGGACUUGGAAGACCCGGCUGACCACAAGAAACUCAUGCAGCUGUUUGAAGGAGCUGAUGUCAUCUUGCAAGGCUAUCGUCUGCGCUCCAUUGAGCGCCGUGGCUUUGGACUUAAGGCAGCACUUGAUCUGGCCAACAAGCGAGGCAAGGGUAUCAUUUACGUCGAUGAGAACUGCUAUGGCCCCGAUGGAUACUAUGCUGAACGACCUGGCUGGCAACAGGUUGCUGACGCUGCUGCUGGAAGUGAGUGGGUCAUGGGCCAGUCAUUCAACUGCCCACCUGGUCAAGGUGUGCUGCCCAGUCUACCCAUCUCCGACAUGUCGACGGGUAUCCUGACUGCUCUAACCAUCAUGUGCGGCAUCCGAGAUCGAACAAAGUUUGGAGGGUCUUACCAUGGACACGCCUCUCUUACAGGAUAUAACAUGGCCACGCUUGAUAACGAGGUCCGCCUGUAUCAAAGAGACAUAGUGGCAAAGAUAAAUGACAAGUACCAGUUCCCCAGCUGGUCGAGUGACAUUCAUGUGGCUCCUUUAUACUACGCCAUUUUGGAAGCUUGGGAGAAGCAGAGCAGUCUGAUUAAGGAUGAAAAGUACUACGUGCAUUUCUCUGAUUCUGUAUUUGGCUCUGAUCUUCGGGUAUUGGGACCUGUGGUUAAAUAUGAGGCGGAUGAGUUCAUGCCUAGGUGGGAUAGUCCACCUGUGCCAUUCUGCCAUCAUGCUUUCCGAACCUUCAAGUCUGUAUAG